Peromyscus maniculatus bairdii (prairie deer mouse) is the source of this 4314-nucleotide messenger RNA. RefSeq names its product microcephalin 1 (gene Mcph1). Gene Ontology annotation, biological process: mitotic cell cycle; cerebral cortex development. NCBI's taxonomy places the organism in Eukaryota, Metazoa, Chordata, Mammalia, Rodentia, Cricetidae. The record is from RefSeq and is a predicted model, not a curated record.
CGGGGAGGCGGGCCCGUCCCCGGCUCUCCCACGCCCCGCAGCUCCUCGGCGGGAGGUUUGAAGACCCGGGCCCAGGCAGAGGCUCCGGCGGCAGCUGCCGGCAUCCCGCUCCACGCUGCGGCGCUCCCAGUACCGGGUCCCCGGGCGCUACGUUGGAGGAGAGCGCGGCCCUGAAGCGGCAGUGCGGCGGGCGGACGGACGGACCGACUCCAGCCAGGGCGGCCAGCUUCCGGGGCUUUGUCGUGUGUCACGGAGGCGCCUGCAGCACGCGGAGAGGGAAGGGAGGACCCCGGAGGAGCCCCUUCCGGACACGCGCCGGGUCCUGACCCGCCGAGCUUUCCCCCCGCCACCCCCGGGGAGCGCGGCCUGCGCACGCACGCGCGCGCGCGCCUCUCCGCGUCCUCCUGCCCGCGCACGCUCGCUCCGUCCCGCCGCGCCGCGCCGGAUCGGGUCAUGGAGUCCUCCGGAGGCGUUGGGGGCGCCUUCCUGAAAGAUAUUGUGGCCUAUGUUGAAGUAUGGUCUUCCAACGGAACAGAGAAUUACUCAAAGACAUUUACCAAACAACUUGAGGAUAUGGGGGCAAAGGUUUCAAAAACUUUCAACAAGCAAGUGACCCAUGUGAUCUUCAAAGAUGGAUAUCAGAGCACCUGGGACAAAGCCCAGAAGACAGGGGCAAAGCUGGUUUCCGUCCUCUGGGUUGAAAAAUGCAGGAUGGCUGGAGCACAUGUCGAUGAAUCUUUGUUCCCUGCAGUGAAUACGAAUGAACAUUUACCAAGCCUAAUUAGAAAAAAACACAAGUGUAUGCAGCCCAAAGAUUUUAUUCCUAAAACACCAGAAAAUGACAAAAGACUUCAAAAGAAAUUUGAGAAAAUGGCUGAAGAGCUACAGAGGCAGAAGACAUCACUUGUUGAUGGUGUCCCUGUCCUCCUGUUUGAGUCUCCCUGCUCAGUGGUAUACAGCCCCACGGUUCCCAUUAGGAGUCACCAGAACAUGAUGGAGAGGAGACUACAAGAGAUGAAGGAGAAAAGGGAAAACCUUUCCCCUACCUCUUCCCAGAUGUUUGAACAGUCUCAACAGAAUCCAAAUAUCGCUCUGUGUGAAGCAUCUUUGAACAUUUCUCGUGAAUCUUUAAGUUCAGAUGAAUCCUUUGCCAAUUUUUCACACUCAUCUUUUGAUGGUCUCUGUGGAAAUCAGGAAAGGAAACCAGGAAGAUCUGCUAAUGAGAUGGCCAGCAAGGCAUGCCUUUCCUCACCUGUGUUGAAAACAAGCGGUUCUUAUGAGUCAGCAUUGCCCAACCUCCUCUCUCAGCCAAGUCCUCCGAAAGCUGCAGACAGUCCUCCACAGGAGAGGGUCAGCUGGCAGAAGGAGGCUGCAGCUGAGAAAGCUGACCCGGAGAGAAAGCAGGCUGCAGCUGUGUCUCCGGGGACACCUGACGAGAAGCACUGUCUGUCUCCUGCAGCAUCUGCCAUAGAUGAACACUUGGUACGUUUGGGACCCAAGAGUUCCUCGGCAAAGAGAAAAAGGCCAGCAGACUUGGGGUCACCUCCAAAAGGAAAGAAGAGGUACAGUAGGAAGUCUGCCCUGCCGCUACAGCUGUUCCGGUCUGACCAUGAUCUGCAGUCCACGGCCGGCCCCAUCCCGGGGACUCCUGAUGUUGGGGCUUCCUCUUAUGAGGACUACUUUUCCCCUGAUAAUCUCAAAGAAAGGAAUUUGGAGACUCUUCCUCCUGAGGCUCAGCCAUUAGCAAGCCCUUCUCUGUUGCGCUCUAAAGGUCUCUCAAAGUGGGAGCGAAGAAACAUCCUGGAAAUGUGUGAUUUUACCAGCAUUGGUAAAAAUCCCAGAUCCAUCAGCAUUACUGACUUCAUGUCAAAAGGUGCUUCUAGUCUGGAGAAACCUGACAAGAAAGUGAGUACAGUUCCUAGGUGCAUUUUGGUGGGAACAUCUGCUGAAGAAAGCCCAAAGCACUGCAGGCAGCCUGGCCCUCAGCUGAGGGAGGACACAGGCCCACAGGGAAGCACCCGUGCUAACACCCAGAACGGCCCUGCUCGCGGUGCCGUACCCUUGGAAGGAGGGGCUGAGGAAGCAAGAGACCCAGCUGAUGUAAAAGGCUCCCCGAAAGACAGCACCACUCCGCCAGCUUCGGCCUCUUCUGAAGGAGAAGCACACAGCUUCAGUUUGGGAGAGGAUUGUAAUGUAGAAAAAUCUGUAGAAGAAAAGGAGAACAUAUCCACAGCAUAUAGUGAAAGUGUUAAAAAUGGACCAGUGAAGCCUGAAACUUCAGACAGCUCUUGCACAGGCCUUGUCAGACCUCGACAGAAAGCAAAGAAAUGUGACAAAGGGCAGAAGCCAAUGAGAACAUUAGUCAUGACAAGCAUGCCAUCUGAGAAGCAGAAUCUCAUCAUCCAGGUGGUGAACACACUGAAAGGCUUUUCAUUCUCACCUGAGGUCUGCGAGUCCACCACCCACGUGCUGGUGGGGAAGUCUGUCCGCACCCUGAACGUGCUGAUGGGGAUUGCGAGAGGAUGCUGGAUUCUUUCUUACGAAUGGGUGCUGUGGUCUUUAGAGUGGGGUCACUGGAUUUCUGAGGAGCCUUUUGAACUCUCUGAAUCUUUCCCUGCAGCUCCGGUCUGCAGACUGGAACGCCAGUUAUCUACCCGGCGAUACCAAGGAACCCUCUUUGCCAAUCAGCCGAAGAUGUUCAUUGCACCAGCCAGCAGCCCCCCAAGGGCCAAGCUGUGUGAACUGGUACUCCUGUGUGGUGGCCAAGUCAGCCCAGCCCCUCAGCUGGCCAGCCUCAUCAUUGGUCCCUACUGUGGCAAGAAGGAAGCAAGAAUCCAGUACCUGUCAGAGAAAUGGGUCUUAGAUUCCAUCACCCAACACAAAGUCUGUGACUUUGACAACUACCAAUUGCUACAAUGAGAGACAAUGGCUGCUGUCCUCAACACUCAAGAAAAACAGCCAUGGAAAGAAGGAACCAGUGUACAGCUUAAGGCUUGAUGUCGCACAUUACCUCGUGUGCUGUUGUUUUUAUCUUCAGUGGGGUGUGUAGGUGUGUGUGUGUGUGUGUGUGUGUGUGUGUGUGUGUGUGUGUGUGUGGUGCUGGAGAUUAAAUCCAGGGCUAGCUAAGCAGGCACUCUACCACUGAGCUACAUCGCCAGCUUUUCAAAACUCUUUUAUGUAAUUUAUUCAUGACUCAUAUUGUAUUUCACAGAAAUCUUGGCCAGCACCAAUUGGGCUUUUUAUACAAUACUAAUAAUGACCAUGAUGAAAAGGUCACAGAACUUUUGUCUUCAAGAUACUUUACUCCCAAUUACAGAAUGGAAAUUGAUUUAAAUUGCUUUAGUCCUAAACAAUCAAGCAAACCCCUAACUUUCUUGGCUUGGACUCUGAGAGCUUUGUUAAUAUGCUCUGUCUAGAUAGGAAAGUCAACCAUGCAUUGUUAAGAUUACACUUAUGUCUUUGAGAUACUUUUCAAAGCAGUUAAGGAAGAUGGGUCUGAAAAUUUUGUACAGUGACUCUGCCUUCUGAAUGGCUAUCAUUCAGCCUCAAAUGGCUACCGCAAGGUUCUCUAUGCAAAGUCAGCUGCUAGGACUGAAUUAUGUCUGGGUUGUCCAACCCAUGGCCCAUGUGUCAUAUUUGUCAAAGGAUAACUAUGAAUGUGGCUAAUACAAAAUUAUAAACUUACUUAAAAGUAUUAUAAGAGGGGUGUGUGUGUGUGUGUGUGUGUGUGUGUGUGUGUGUGUGUGUGUGUGUGUUGAGAGGUAACUCAAUUGCACAGUUCUUGUGAGUGAACUUUGUAGAUGACCACAUUGCAUUACAAUGUGAAAAGCCUGGAUAUACCAUCAGGUUGGUAACUCUUCAUUGUGUUGACACAGGGUCUCUCUAUAGCCCAGACUGGCCUGGAGCUUGCAGACCUCCUGUCCACAUCCCAAGUGUUGGGUUAUAGUCGUGUGACACCACAUUCUCAUGCUGCUCCGGCACCUAACAGAGGUACUGAGUCUCAGUGAGCUUGAAGGUGUCACUCAGCUCAUUGCAGUUUUCUGUAAUGUGAUUGGUUGCUCAUGUCAGCUGCUGUUUCCAACUCAGUAAAUCUAACUCCACUUCCAAAACCUUGUCAUUUUAGUGAUAAGCAGUUGAAUCAUACAAUAUGUGACUUUGUGGCAUUGGCCUUUUCACCAUGUAAUUAAUGCUCUGAUGAUUCAUUCAUGUCAUGUGUGGCAGCAGACAAUUCCUUUUUGUUGCCAAACAGUAUUCUGUGGCAUGGCUGUUCUACAGCUUUGUUAUUCAUCCCCUGAAUAAAGUGAAGGAAUGAAG